AUGAUGGAGGAAUUCACAUAUGAACACGAUUUCAACUCUCACUUCGCCACCGAUCUGGACUAUUUGCAACAACCCAUCCAACAGCAACAACAACAACAACAACAACAACAACAACAACAACAGCCAGGACAGACUCAAAGUCUGGAACAAGACCAGGAUCAGGAGCGACACAUGAAUGACAUGAGCGUUUCAUCCAAUACAUCAGAUGGUGGCGCUCAACGGCCAAAGAGGACUCGGGCAAAGGGUGAAGCCCUAGACGUCCUGAAACGCAAGUUUGAAAUGAAUCCUACACCUUCUUUGGUGGAGAGGAAGAAAAUAUCUGAUCUGAUAGGAAUGCCUGAGAAAAACGUUAGGAUUUGGUUUCAGAACAGAAGAGCUAAGUUGCGGAAAAAACAGCACGAGGGAAAUAAGGAUCCGAACCCCUCAUCACAGUCCCAUGAUAAUACUAACGAUUACGACCGUGGUAACGAAAACAAUUCAGUAACCACAACGAGUACGUCUUCCAUUUUUCACGAUGAAGAUCUGACUUUUUUUGACCGCAUUCCACUAAAUAGUAACAACAACUACUAUUUCUUCGACAUUUGCUCUAUCACCGUUGGAAGUUGGAACAGAAUGAAAAGCGGUGCUCUGCAGAAGAAGAACUUUCAAUUCAUUAAAGACUUGAGAAACUUAUCGCCAAUAAAGAUCAAUAAUAUCAUGUCGAAUGCCACCGAUUUAAUGGUUUUGAUUUCCAAGAAAAACUCAGAGAUCAACUAUUUUUUCAGUGCCAUGGCAAAUAACACUAAGAUUCUGUUUAGAAUAUUCUUCCCAUUAAGUUCGGUCACCAAUUGCUCUCUAACUUUAGAGACCGAUGAUGAUAUAAUAAAUAAUAAUACUACCAACAAUAAUAACACUAAUAGUAAUAAUAAUAAUGACAACGAUGAUAAUGAUAACAUUAAUGAGGAUAACGAUAAUAGUAGUGAAGAUAAGAGGGAUAUCAGAGAUAAUUUUGGCGAAUUGAAACUAACGGUUACCAGAUCACCCACCUUUGCUGUUUAUUUUCUAAAUAAUUCUCCUGAUGAAGAUCCAAACCUAAAUAACCAAUGGUCAAUCUGCGAUGAUUUUUCAGAAGGCAGACAGGUGAAUGACGCCUUUGUUGGUGGUUCGAAUAUUCCUCACACUUUAAAGGGUCUACAGAAAUCUUUAAGAUUUAUGAAUUCUCUAAUCUUAGACUAUAAAUCUUCAAAUGAAAUAAUACCUGCCAUUAAUCCUGCAAUCCCAACUACUGCAAUUCCACAACAAAAUAUUACUGCUCCAUUUUUACAUACAAAUUCAAGCGCAACAGAUUCCAAUCCAAAUACAAACUUAGAAGAAUCUCUGUUCUUCGACCAUGAUCUAUUAUCUAGUUCAAUAACUAAUACGACUAACAGACCAAAUCUUGAUGGCGGACUUCAAGGUAAUAAGGAUGAUACGCUAAAUUUGUUGGAUACUACGGUCAACAGCAACACCAACCGGGAUGCCAAUAAUGAGGAGGACCAUCUAGUUCAAGAACAUUUGCCCGACGACACUAAUUUAAUAGCAAAUCCAACCGAUCAAUUAUUGUCUUUACCAGCUGAUAGUGAGCUUCCAAAUACUCCAGACUUUUUAAAAAACACCAAUGAACUAACCGAUGAGCAUAGAUGGAUAUGA
Messenger RNA from Saccharomyces eubayanus, 1668 nucleotides. RefSeq names its product Pho2p (gene PHO2). The transcript has a single exon. Bases 1 to 1668 code for a protein of 555 amino acids. Gene Ontology annotation, molecular function: RNA polymerase II cis-regulatory region sequence-specific DNA binding; DNA-binding transcription factor activity, RNA polymerase II-specific. The record is from RefSeq and is a predicted model, not a curated record. Gene Ontology annotation, biological process: regulation of transcription by RNA polymerase II; cell differentiation. Lineage: Eukaryota; Fungi; Ascomycota; Saccharomycetes; Saccharomycetales; Saccharomycetaceae.